UCUACGCAGAGAGAUUGUAUCCGGCGGAAAGUGACACAUUUUGUUGCUGGUAAAUGUUGAGCAAAGCAAAACUAACAACUAACUGUAGACCUGCAGAUAAUUAGCUAUCGUCGUAAAUGUAUAGUACUUAUGAGUUGCAUCAUGCCCAAAAGCGUCAGAAGUUCGCUUUGAUCGAGUAUUUUCCUCUCCCGUCGUUGGUGUAAACUGCCGAGCGACGAGCCAGCUGUUCAUCACCUCUUCUACGUAACCACUGAACCUGGGAUUUUUGAUGGGUUACCUUGUUCCUCAGGUUAUUCUGACCAGAUGGCAAACCCAGUGAACAUCCAGGCUCCUAGUAAGACCUGGGAGCUGAGUUUAUAUGAGUUGCACAGAACUCCCCAGGAAGCCAUCAUGGAUGGAACAGAAAUUGCCAUAUCUCCCCGAAGUCUCCAUAGUGAGCUGAUGUGUCCCAUCUGUCUGGAUAUGCUCAAAAAGACCAUGACCACUAAAGAGUGCCUGCAUCGCUUCUGUAAUGACUGUAUUGUCACUGCCCUCAGAUCAGGGAACAAAGAGUGCCCUACCUGCCGCAAGAAGCUGGUGUCAAAGCGUUCGCUUCGCCACGACCCCAAUUUCGACGCCCUCAUCUCGAAGAUCUACCCGAGCCGGGACGAGUACGAGGCCCAUCAGCGGCGCGCGCUGGACCGCUUCAAGCAGCUGCACAACCCACAGCCGCUCAUCCUCAGCAUCGAGGAGGGCAUCCGCCUGCAGGCCAAAUACAGACCUCUGCGGGUGCGCAAAGCUCAGCAGGACGACGGUGACAACACAACCUUCAGUGGUGACGAGGAGAACGCAGACGCCCGCUCUCAUGCCUCCCACGACUCUGCCCCCUCGCACCAGACCUCCCUCCUGACCAAUCACGCCGCAGAGGCGGGGCCAAGCCGAGCCAAGAGGCCACACGGGUCCGACGAGUCGGGUCCCGAGGCAGACGGCGAGAGCCCCACCCCACCUCGCAAGCUGCAGCGCAACAGCACCAAGUCCGAGAUCGAGCUGGUGUUCCACCCACACCCCCUGCUAGUGAACACUGACCUGCACAGCCAGACAAGAUAUGUCAAAACAACUGCCAAUGCCACAGUGGACCACCUCUCCAAGUACCUGGCCUUGCGUAUCGCCCUGGAGGAGAGACAGACAGAUCGUCCGGCGGAGGAGCCUGGCGUAGGAGAGACAGCAGAUGGGGAUGAGGACAGCAGGACAAGGGCUCCUGUCCGUCUUCGAGAUGUCAGUGAGAAGCAGUACACCAUCUACAUCACCACCAGCGGCGGCCAGUUCUCUACUCUGAAUGGUUCCCUGACUCUGGAGCUAGUGAAUGAGAAGUAUUGGAAGGUGAACAAACCUCUGGAGCUCUACUACGCUCCCACCCAGGACCAGCCACAGCAGCAGCAGCAGUCUCCUCCACAGCCAGAGAAGUCAUCUUCAUCACAGCUGUAAAGACUUGUAAGGAGGCUGAUAAGAGAUCCGUCUCUCUCGUCAUUGCUUGCUCUAUUAUCCCGACAGCAUGGAACUGUAAGCUUGAUGAAUCUCACAACUAAACCACACCCUCUACCCCUGUGUCACCUGUCCAGUGGUUGGUGAAAGGACUCUUGGCUCCAGACACAAUUGGAGGCAUGACAUGUAUGGAGGGGUUGAAAUGUUAUCCUUAAGUAAGGAUGCUAAGGACUUUUGCAUCUGCAUAAUGCCAAGGUUAACUACCUUCUUUCUUCAGAAGUCAGUCAGUACCAUACCUUGAAAAAAAAUUGACUUUUUUAUUAUUAUUAUUUCACAACCCUAUGCAUACGGAGAGAGGACUUGACAGUCAGUCUCACCCAGCACAGAACGAUGUUUAAAUGAACAAUUAUCUAAUUAACAAUGAAGGCAUUUUUAUUACCCAUGUUUGUCAUAAACAGCAAAGCUGCCAUCAACUAGAAAACAAUAUUGUUACUACGGAGUAUCCAUGGUGUGCACCAAAGAAACAUGUAAUUAUGGCCUAGAACCGUAAAGAUUUAGUUCUGCUAUUACUGCAAUGUUCAAUUUUAUAGCUAUAUAAGGGGCUGCUUUGCAGAAUCGUAAAUGAUCAUUCCGCAUGAAAGUUGCUUGGCACAAUCCACAAGAGCAAAUGUCUUUUCAAGACCUCGCUUUAAUUUUAAAUGUAUAUAAAUCAAGUUUCUAAAUGCACUUUCUCCAAACCAUAAUCUACGUUAGGAUGGGUCAUUUUAGAUUCCAAUUUGAAUCUCAUUUCUUACUGGACAGUCUUCUGUAUGUGAACUGCCACUCAGCUAUAUCCCACUCAAAUCUGUUUGGUAAAUUCUUUGAUGAAAACA
This is a messenger RNA of Alosa sapidissima (American shad), 2333 nucleotides long. RefSeq names its product E3 ubiquitin-protein ligase RING2-A-like. Lineage: Eukaryota; Metazoa; Chordata; Actinopteri; Clupeiformes; Clupeidae. Bases 304 to 1464 code for a protein of 386 amino acids. The record is from RefSeq and is a predicted model, not a curated record. Gene Ontology annotation, molecular function: chromatin binding; ubiquitin protein ligase activity. The transcript is spliced from 7 exons. Gene Ontology annotation, biological process: negative regulation of DNA-templated transcription. Gene Ontology annotation, cellular component: PcG protein complex; ubiquitin ligase complex.